AACAUUUAGUACAGGAAGAGAGGUGGAGGAAUCAUCAGUUAGCUCACUGCUAGCUGUCUCCUGGAGCCAACCGCCGAUGUGUUAUGAGCUUUGUAGCCGAAAUCAGUAUAUUAUUUUAGUUUCGAUAGUUGCAACGAUGACACUCUGACACCAAGAAUGGACAUAAGUUAACAAUGACGGGGGAGAAAAAGAAGAAAAAGCGGGUGAACCGCAGCAUUCUUCUUGCAAAGAAAAUUAUAAUAAAAGAUGGAGGAAGUCCUCAGGGAAUCGGUGAGCCGAGUGUUUACCAUGCUGUGGUGGUCAUCUUCCUGGAGUUUUUUGCAUGGGGUCUUCUUACCACCCCAAUGCUCACGGUAUUGCACCAGACAUUCCCACAACACACAUUCCUGAUGAAUGGGCUCAUCCAUGGGGUCAAGGGUCUAUUAUCAUUUCUGAGUGCUCCACUGAUCGGAGCGCUAUCAGACGUAUGGGGACGCAAAUCCUUCUUGCUGCUAACGGUCUUCUUCACGUGUGCACCCAUUCCACUGAUGAAGAUCAGCCCAUGGUGGUACUUUGCAGUCAUCUCCAUGUCCGGCGUGUUCGCCGUCACCUUCUCUGUGAUCUUUGCCUACGUGGCCGAUAUCACGCAAGAGCAUGAGAGGAGCACAGCAUACGGUUUGGUUUCGGCUACCUUUGCAGCCUCCCUGGUCACCAGCCCGGCCAUCGGAGCCUACCUGUCCGUUAAAUACGGCGACACCUUGGUGGUGAUCCUGGCCACGGCCAUCGCUCUGCUCGAUAUCUGCUUCAUCCUGGUGGCCGUGCCGGAGUCUCUGCCGGAGAAGAUGAGGCCAGCAUCGUGGGGGGCGCCCAUCUCCUGGGAGCAGGCAGACCCCUUCGCUUCUCUGCGUAAGGUGGGCCAGGACCCCACAGUGCUCCUCAUCUGUAUCACAGUGUUUCUCUCCUACCUCCCUGAGGCCGGCCAGUACUCCAGCUUCUUCCUCUAUCUCAGACAGGUCAUAAGCUUCACACCAGAGACAGUCGCUGCCUUUAUCGCUGUCGUGGGGAUCCUCUCAAUAAUAGCCCAGACGGUGGUGUUGGGGGUCCUGAUGCGCUCCAUCGGGAACAAGAACACCAUCCUGCUGGGCCUGGGCUUCCAGAUCCUCCAGCUGGCGUGGUACGGCUUCGGCUCUCAGCCCUGGAUGAUGUGGGCUGCUGGAGCGGUGGCAGCCAUGUCGAGCAUCACCUUCCCCGCCAUCAGCGCCAUCGUGUCCCGCAACGCAGACCCCGACCAACAAGGAGUUGUCCAGGGGAUGAUUACUGGAAUCCGGGGCCUCUGUAACGGUUUGGGCCCCGCUCUUUACGGUUUUGUCUUCUACCUGUUCCACGUGGAGCUGACGGACCCAGACGGAACCGAGAAAGGUGGCAAACCAAACAUGGCCAACCCCACUGAUGAGAGUUCCAUCAUCCCAGGCCCCCCCUUCCUGUUUGGUGCGUGCUCCGUGCUGCUGUCCCUGCUGGUGGCGCUGUUCAUCCCGGAGCACACGGGGCCCGGUGGGAGGCCCGGGGCCUACAAGAAGCACAGCAACGGGGCCCAGAGUCACUCCCACAGCCCCCAGGGCAGCGGGGCCGAGGGCAAGGAGCCGCUGCUGGAGGACAGCAGCGUAUAACCACAGCUCCGGGGGGCAGAGAGCUCCAACCAAACACCCCCACACACACACGGACUGAUACACACAUUUCACCACAUGGACACACACUCACCUCAGGCACACAUCAGACUCAAGUGCCACCAAGAGGUGUUUGUGUCCACGGCACAAAAAGUGAGCACCCCUAACUUAGCAGCCCUUUUCUUCCUUUUUUUUAAAGCAGGGUAUAGGGAAGACUCUCAAAGCGCCCCGUUAUAAAGAAAGAGUGUGUUGAGGAUAAUUAGUUUGGGCUGCAGUGGAAAGGUGUGUGUGACCUGGUUGAGCUGGACUCUUAUCCUUGGUUUCUAUUAAAGCAGUGACGGAGAGCAAACAACAGCUUGCCCCCCCCACCACCUUCUCCUGGUGCAAAACCAACCAGGGUGUUUUGGUCUAGAAGUGAGGCUGGGGUCAAAUGUUACUAAAUCCCUGUGUGAUAAUUCAUGUUCCUCUGAAGCCAGUGAAGUGGCAACUUUGCUUGUCCAACGAGGGUUUAACAAACAGAUAGUUGAGCACUUAUGGUCUAAUGGUUUUCCACGAGCUAACCUCUGAUUGGAUGCUUGUGAUGCAGCUCUGUUAAAGUCUCUGAGAAGUGAACUCAGAUCUUCCUCUGAAUGUACAGCAGAAACCUGCGAGGGGAGUCUCUGUUGGAGAGCGCUGCCUAAUCAAGGUCAGGAUGGGUCAACCAGUUCCGAUAUAAAAAGCUUCGUAAGACCACACUUUGUUGCAACAUCACACUUCUUACAGAGAGGAGUGUGAGAGAGGGAGAGACUACUUUAUUAACAGAAACUGUUUCUCAAUGUUUACUUGCCAUUCUCUAGAUUAGUAGUAUAGUUUGGGUUGUAUAUUUUCUCCGUUAGAAACUGAAGGCUAGCUGUGCUUCAAGUUUUUAUUCAAGAAACAAAUGUUGCCUCGAAGUGACUUAAUAUAUAUAUAUAUAUAUAUAAAUAUAUAUAUUAAUUAUGUAACCUGUAUGAAGACCGAGGUCUGAGAAGGCUCUGUAAUCUUUACGCUAUCGCUCCCAUCGGAGCCGUUACACACUUUUUAUUCCUCCUGUUUUCACGCCCUCGUUAAUUCGUUACCGGACAUUUAUCACCAUCAUGGUUAAGGCUUACAAAAAAACAUGGUUUUUAAUUUCAUAAGCUUCUGGAACAUUUGUAGCUAGAGAGGAGUCGCUAUCAGGAUACAGAGUCUUUGAAUUCAUAUCAUUAGGUUAAACAGAAUAUCACUCGUGCUGCUGCAGUAGAUAAUUCAAAGGUUAAGUGUGAUGUGAUGAGCAAAGAAACGGUUUCACAGAAUCCCUGGCGUUUAAUGGAAUCUUCAUACAGUCAACAGGCACUGCAUAUUUCUCAAAUUGUAAUGAACAGAUGGUAGACAUUUCAGAUGGGAAGCAUCUCAAGGAACUGGCUUUUAACUCGCAAUUGUGUAUGCAUCCGAUUCUCCACAAAAGGAGCCAUUUGGUUAUUGUCAGACCUGUGUGUGCACUUUAACCCGCACCACCUUUAGGAGAACAAGUUUGUUGCCAAACAAAUAUGUGUUGCCCCCUACAGGCAAGGAAGGUAACAGCUGCUUAGAGUUUAGCAGAUGUGACAGCUGCAGGUGGUUUGAAGUUUUAAAAUGCCCACAAAAAAACGAAAACUAUUCCAUCAUAAAGUGUCUCUCGAGAAUCAAGUUCCAUAGUAUUCAUUCAUAAAAACAUGGAAUUAACAGUGUUCACAUCCUAGUAAACCAAUGCAAAUUACUCAAAUAUAGAAACUAAAUACCCAUGAGUUUAAAACAACACAAAACUACAUGACAUGAGACAAACCUUUCAAACGGAAUGAAAAAAAAACCCGGGAUUAGAAUGAGUUUUGAUCCUACCCUCUACCCUCUAGUAUACAUUCAAAUUAAGCAACCUGUGAUUUUAAAUCCAUUCCUUGGUCGAUGCCUCACCCUUAAACAAGUUUUAGUCCAAUCGAGCCAGUGGUUUUUUCACAUCCUUUCCAGCCAAUAGGUGGCUCAGGUUCAACAUGACCCUCAGAAACUGUUGCAGCUCCAUGAUCCAAUGAUUUAGUUCUGCACCUAUUUUGGGGUGUUGCAUCAGUGACACUGUGAUCCCUUUUGUUCACAAACUGCACGAGAAAACGGUAAAGGAUCCUAGAAGUUCAUUUAUAAAUGCAUUUAAAUCAAAGCCUGACACGGACUCGAAGCUAAGUGGGUGUGACGCUGUCUAUCUGAAGAGAAAUGUUCGUCUUAUAUUUUGUGCCAAAUGUUUUAUUUUUCUUGGUUUGCUUUUUCAUACAGUGUGUGUGUGUGUACGUGUGCUUGACACUUGAGUGAUUUGAAUAUUUUCUUUUGUGUGUCUUAAUUUCUUUGGCUGAAGAUUUAAGUUUUAGUGCUCAAACUUCAUCUGCUCAUUUUUAGGAAUCUUGUCAACAUUUUGGUUAGAUGGUUAAUCUGUCUGUUCAGUUUCAAUCUUCAUUUAACAACAAGCAUGUCACUGUGUUUCACUGUUUCAUUUGAUAUGUUUCCCAGAGUGAUCAGUAGAUAACAAGUCACUGAAUGUUUGAAGCCAAGUUGUACAUGUUGACCACACUAUACCCUCAACAUUUUGACUUAACCUGUCCUAGUUUUUAUUAUUUCAGAAGGGGAGUUACUAGACAGGAGGCCAUCGGUGUUGAUUUAUUCUCUAAAUAUCAUAUAGUUCUUUAUCAUUUAUUGGACCAACACAUUGGUAAACAAUUCAGAUCCUACACAAAUUGGUAAGAUUCUGCACCAGCCCAUGUGCACCCGUACAUUUUCCAAGCAGACGACUAAAUGUACAAACGUCACCUGUACGUACAGCUAAUGUAUAUAUCUAUCGCUCAAGGAGACGGCCGCCUCUUGGUCUAUUUGGUUGUAUGGUGCAAUUAUUAUUCUAUAUUUCUCAAGACUUACCUGCUAGCCACUCCUGUUUUUAGUACGAUGUGGUUUGUGGCCUGAACCCCCCUCUCUGUGUGCCUAAAAUUAGCCAAGAAAUGAGUAUGGCAACAUAAGUAAAUGGUGGUUAUUAUGUAAAUAUGGGAAACUAAUGACAAACUAUUUAUUAAAGGUUUAUUGUACAAUGAAA
Messenger RNA from Gymnodraco acuticeps, 4746 nucleotides. It is a transcript of the gene slc71a1-2, whose product is annotated as major facilitator superfamily domain containing 14A2. Gene Ontology annotation, biological process: transmembrane transport. The transcript is spliced from 12 exons. Gene Ontology annotation, cellular component: membrane. Bases 174 to 1646 code for a protein of 490 amino acids. Lineage: Eukaryota; Metazoa; Chordata; Actinopteri; Perciformes; Bathydraconidae. Gene Ontology annotation, molecular function: transmembrane transporter activity. The record is from RefSeq and is a predicted model, not a curated record.